GCACUAGGUAUGAAAUGAAUAAAACACACCCCACCCCACCACCCUACAUGGCCUACAAACUCCACGAGCCCAUCAUGUACGACUGGCGGGGCACCUUCACCCAGUUCUACCAACUGCAACAAGCUGGUACUUUAUGUGAUCUGACCGUACAGACCCGGGAUGGGCAGAUACCCGCACACAGCUUGGUCGUGUUCACCAGAGUGCCGUAUUUUAGGGCGCUCCUUCAGUUCUCAUCUUCAGCUGACAGGACUCACCCAACUGAAACAGACCUAAAGAACUACGACAGAGUUACAGUUGAGUCUGUCAUUAAGUUUGUGUACACAGGAUCCGUUGAAGUAAACUCUCUCCCUCUCCUUAACAAGGUAUUUUGUCUGGCAGAUUUCCUCCAAAUUUCCAACCUGCGUGACCAAUGCGAAGACGUAAUCUUCUCAACUCUGAACAUUGAGAACUGCGUUGAACUGGCUAACUUCUCCACAGUCUACAGCACUAUCGUCAGUCAGCACCACAAAACUGCAAUCCUCGAAUUCCUACUCUGCCGCUGGAACUACAUAAUCGAAACCAAUACCUGGACUGACCUUAAGUACGAGAUAAUCCGCAAACUGGUCAUAUCAGACGAGUUUAACGUGAAGAACGAGGAACAGGUUUUAUCUGCAGUUCUGGGCUGGGUCUCCGCUAAACCAACCAGAGUAAUCCUGCUUCAGAGCCUGUUACAGGAUGUUAGACUCCACGCUGUAUCAGAGAAAGUUCUAGAUAAACUAGAGGGACAUCCUCUUGUUAGAUCUCUCCCGGAGUGUUGCCGGCUUAUAGACGAGGGAAGAGUCUUCGCUUCCAACGUCAAGUGUGACACUACCCCGAUUAGGUUGAAACCUCGGACCUACAUGGACAAAUCAUUUUGCGUGUUUUGUUUGUACAAGACAUACCCUCCAGAAGUUUUAUACCCUCGUCCUGAUUUCUCAAACGUAGCCUGUCCCCACUCCAGAGACACCCUGUCAAGACAGUACGACUCCAGAUACAACGCAGCCUACUGUAACAAACAGAGCAAUAACUGCAACGUUCUUGUGUAUUCAAAGAUCAUGAGCACUGGGAGCAGCCCAUGGAGACUGUAACGAGGUCGUGGGCACAGGACACCGCCAUGGCCACGCAGGGCUAUUCUGUGUAUCUUUUAGGGAACCGGCAGUGGGAGUUUGGUAAUAUAUCCCACAAAGACGAGGUGUAUGAUGGGACUGUGUCUUUUGAUAGGCUAUCUCAGACGUGGGAAGAGUGCGGGAAUCUGCCUUUCCCGGUUAUGUUCAAUUCUUGUGGGUCUGUCCGUGGUAGAUUAUUUUCGUGUGGAGGACUGAAUUUAGCUCGGUCUGUAGGUGCAUAUUGCAUUCCCACUCUGUUGCUUUCCACUGAGGAUGGAGGGCAGUGGGAGUAUAUGAACGAUAUGUUGUGCGCGCGGCGCCACCACGGCGCGGCUGCACUCCAGGAUCGGGUUUAUGUUGCUGGAGGAAAGACAAAAGGAGAAGAUUUGAACCCUUGUUCGUUUUCAGAGUGUUGGGACCCUGAGACUAACGAGUGGGUUAAAAUACCCAACCCCUGGAACAACAGGUCUAAAUUGUCCGUGUGUACCUCUCCUGAUCGCUUCUUCAUACUCGGGGGUUUUAAUCUCAGUCCGGAGGAACUAUGUUAUGAUUACACGUGGGAGUGUUACGAUCCGCGGGAGGGGAAGUGGAGCAAUCCUUUAGUUCUCCCUGGGAAAUAUUUCGAUUUUAGGACGGCAUACCUUGACAAUGAAGUAUACAUGAUCGGGGGCUCAACUAGUUUUGACCCUUAUGGAGACGAAGUGUGGUCCCGAGAUGUGAAUGUGUUAGAUUUACGCGCUAUGAAGUGGAGGGCGGGCGCACCUCUACCAUUGCGUGCACCACCAGAGUUGAGCGAGCUAGAUGAGAUUCUAAGUGGCCUAUCCGGGGUGGAGACUCCCAACAUUCCUAUCCCUACCGGUACUGCUGUCCUCACUUGAAACAUUUUUGUAUGCGGGUGUUUUGCUGAUUUUAGAUUAUUUAUUGUUUCAAUACAUUUGUAAAUUUAAGUUAUCUUGUUAUGUUGAAUUAUUUUUAUAAGUUCUCUUAAGUUUUGUUAUCAAAAAUUAUCGACCGUGCCUUAAUCCUGAUUGUAGAAAGUUUAUUCUAAUUAUUUUAUAUUAUAUAUUACAUUGUGUUGUACAUAAUUUACUUGAUUAUUCACAUGUAAACUUGGUGUCGUUAAAAUAAAAAUAACAUUAAACAAUUACUACUUUGUUACUUAACUA
Molecule: messenger RNA, 2290 nt
Organism: Bolinopsis microptera
Lineage: Eukaryota; Metazoa; Ctenophora; Tentaculata; Lobata; Bolinopsidae
Product: kelch-like protein 18
Exons: 3
Coding region: 15-1106 (363 amino acids)
Molecular function (GO): protein binding
Source: RefSeq, a predicted model, not a curated record